Messenger RNA from Ricinus communis (castor bean), 3313 nucleotides. RefSeq names its product CRM-domain containing factor CFM3, chloroplastic/mitochondrial. Lineage: Eukaryota; Viridiplantae; Streptophyta; Magnoliopsida; Malpighiales; Euphorbiaceae. Gene Ontology annotation, biological process: RNA splicing, via transesterification reactions. The transcript is spliced from 10 exons. The record is from RefSeq and is a predicted model, not a curated record. Gene Ontology annotation, molecular function: mRNA binding. Bases 152 to 2725 code for a protein of 857 amino acids.
AAAGAUCUUAUCUUCCUCUUCUGAAGGACUUCUAAAAAAGGAGGUUUCUUUUAUCUUCCUUUCUUUCUUCCUCAAAUUUUCUCAUCAUCCAAACAAAACCAAAUGAAGCAACUUCAAAAACCAAUUUAUCAACAUUGAAUAAAAAGAGAAUAUGGCACUCUCUACAACAACUGCAAGAUUAACAGAAUUACCACUGAGAAACUCACUCCCACUCUUCUCCUCUAAAACCCCUAAAAAACCCUCUUUUCACCCUCUCAACAGACCUUUCUCUUCUUCUUCUUCUUCUUCUUCUUCUUCUUCUUCACUUGGAACCAACCAAAACCCUAAACCUAAUAACCCCAAGUCCCCCUGGCUCUCCAAGUGGGCCCCUCAUAGCUCUCCUCCUCCUACUGUGAAAACCUCUCCAAAACUCGCUCAGGAUAAAAAGAUUCAGUCUUUGACUAAAGACAAAGGUCAAAAUGCAAUUGAGAGAAUCGUUCUCCGAUUGAGGAACUUAGGAUUAGGAUCGGACGAUGAAGAAGAAGAAGGAGAUAUGGAGUAUAAACCCAAUGGUGGAGAUUCAAUUGCAGUAACAGGAGAGGAAAGAUUAGCAGAUUUAUUACAAAGAGAAUGGGUUAGACCAGACACAAUCUUCAUUAAAGAUGAUGAAGAAGAUGAUAAUGAUGACUUGGUGUUGCCAUGGGAAAGGAAGGAAAAGGUAAGAAGAGAGGGAGAGAAAGAGGAGGGAGAGAGGGAGAGGAGAAGAGUUGUUAAAGCUCCGACAUUGGCGGAAUUGACAAUUGAAGACGAGGAAUUGAGGAGGUUAAGGAGAAUGGGAAUGUUUUUAAGAGAGAGAGUAAACGUCCCGAAAGCUGGACUUACUAAGGAAGUUGUUGAAAAGAUUCAUGAUAAAUGGAGAAAGAAUGAGUUGGUUAGGCUAAAGUUUCAUGAGGUGUUAGCUCAUGAUAUGAAAACUGCCCAUGAGAUUACUGAGCGUCGAACAGGAGGAUUAGUUAUAUGGAGGGCAGGAAGUGUCAUGGUUGUGUACCGUGGUAGUAGUUAUGAAGGGCCUCCAUCUAAAACUCAACCAGUUAAUAGAGAAGGAGAUGCUCUUUUUAUCCCGGAUGUUUCUUCUGCUGGCAGUGAAACAAUGAAAGGUGAUAAUGUUGCACCUUCGGCUGCAGAAAAGAGGGAACUGGCUAUGAGAAGAUUGGACCAUAGUAAGGAUAUGACAGAAGAGGAAAUUGAAUAUGACAGCUUCCUAGAUAGUCUUGGCCCUCGUUUUGAAGAGUGGUGGGGCACUGGAAUACUACCAGUGGAUGCUGACCUACUUCCUCCCAAAAUUCCUGAUUAUAAAACACCUUUCAGGCUUCUUCCUACUGGAAUGAGAUCUAGGCUUACAAAUGCAGAGAUGACUAAUUUGCGGAAACUCGCUAAAAAACUUCCUUGUCAUUUUGCCCUUGGGAGAAACAGAAAUCAUCAAGGAUUGGCAUCUACAAUACUCAAGGUUUGGGAAAAAAGCUUAGUUGCAAAGAUUGCUGUGAAACGAGGAAUCCAGAAUACGAAUAAUAAACUAAUGGCUGACGAGUUGAAGAUGUUAACGGGAGGUGUCUUAUUGCUCAGAAACAAGUAUUACAUUGUCAUAUACCGGGGAAAGGAUUUUUUGCCAACAAGUGUAGCUGCUGCUUUAACAGAGAGACAAGAAUUAACAAAAAAGAUUCAGGAUGUUGAAGAGAAAGUUCGAAGCAGAGAAAUAGAAGCAGUCCCAUCCAAGGAAGAGGAGGGUAAGCCACUUGCAGGUACCUUAGCAGAGUUUUAUGAGGCUCAAUCUCGGUGGGGAAAAGAUACAUCUGCUGAAGAUCGUGAAAAGAUGAUUGAAGAUGAUACCAGAGCAAAAAGGGCCAGAAUAGUCAAACGAAUUGAACAUAAAUUAGCUGUUGCUCAAGCCAAAAAGCUUAGGGCAGAAAGACUAUUAGCCAAGAUAGAAGUCUCUAUGCUUCCUUCUGGUCCUGAUUAUGACCAAGAAACAAUCACUGAUGAGGAAAGGGCAGUGUUCCGUAGAAUCGGCUUAAGAAUGAAAGCAUACCUGCCCCUUGGCAUUCGUGGUGUUUUUGAUGGUGUCAUUGAGAAUAUGCAUUUGCACUGGAAGCAUAGAGAACUCGUGAAGCUAAUAUCCAAACAAAAGACACUUGCAUUUGCUGAAGAUACAGCUAGGUUGUUGGAGUAUGAGAGUGGAGGGAUACUUGUGGCAAUAGAAAGAGUACCUAAAGGAUUUGCCCUUAUUUACUAUCGCGGAAAGAAUUAUCGGCGGCCUAUUAACUUGAGGCCAAGAAAUCUUCUGACGAAGGCAAAAGCAUUGAAGCGUUCUGUUGCCAUGCAACGCCAUGAGGCUCUUAGUCAGCACAUAUCCGAAUUGGAAAGAACAAUUGAGCAAAUGAAGAAAGAAAUUGGUCUUUCUCCUGAAGAUGAUGAGGAUAAUUGGACCUCAGAGGAACAUGGCCAAAUAAAUGAUAUUUCAGAAUUCACCAAAAGUGAGGAUGAAGCUUCAUAUUCUAUGAAUGUGGAGAGCGAGGAUGAAGCUUCAUUUUCUAUGAAUAUGCAGUGCGAAGAUGAGGCUUCAUUUGUUGGAUCUGAUGAGGACGAGGAUGAUGAUGACAGUGUUGAUGACGAAAUUGAUCUGGAAGCCAAUGGAAAAUUUGAAGUUUUGGGCUUUCAAAAUGACCACACUGUAAAUAGAAGUGGUUGACAAGUCUUUGGAUUUUAAAGAGACUGGUUGACUUUUUACCCUUGCAAUUUUCCAGUAUAGGUUGUCUCAGCAGUACGAAUGAUUCUCGAGGACAAUCUGGACGAGCUUAUUACACUCCAAUUGUGAGGCAAUCGAAUGGAUGGCUUAGGUUUGCCUACUUGCUGCAGUGCACGUGCACCCAUCCUUCACGGCAAGUUGAUCGAUACUUUCGUGUUCUGCGAACUUGGUGUUUGUCUGCAGUUUGGUUUUCUUUUUUCAUAAUCAGCGGUAAAUGUGGGGUGUUUCGUCUGUCUAAAGCCAAAUCUCAGGAAACCACAAUAGGUGUCCACUUUUAACCAAGAUAAAGAAACGUUAUUGAAGCCUAUUAAGAAAAGAUGACAAAUGGCUCCUUUCAUACUUGGUAGUUGAUGGACUAAAUCAUAAUUGUAAUCCGUAUCGUUUGUGGUAAAACAGUUGUUAUUUCAGAUGCCUUGAUACCCUCAUUAAGCAAUAUCCUUCUGCAUCUGAUUUGUUAUUUUAAAAAAUUGCAUUGUAUUGUCAAUAUUACUGAAUUUUAAGAAUGAAUUGAUAUCUGAGUUCUGAUGGUAA